Schizosaccharomyces osmophilus is the source of this 372-nucleotide messenger RNA. It is a transcript of the gene nxt2, whose product is annotated as nuclear import protein Nxt2. Lineage: Eukaryota; Fungi; Ascomycota; Schizosaccharomycetes; Schizosaccharomycetales; Schizosaccharomycetaceae. The transcript is spliced from 5 exons. Gene Ontology annotation, cellular component: nuclear pore central transport channel. Gene Ontology annotation, biological process: protein import into nucleus. The coding region runs from base 1 to 372 and encodes 123 amino acids. The record is from RefSeq and is a predicted model, not a curated record.
AUGGCUGACUUCAACGCUCUGGCUACUCAGUUCACUCAAUUUUAUUAUCAAACUUUCGACACCGAUCGUUCUCAACUCUCAUCUUUAUACCGUGAUGAGUCUAUGUUGAGUUUUGAGGGCGCCCAACUCCAAGGUGCUAAGGAUAUUGUUGAGAAACUUAUGGGUCUCCCCUUCCAACGUGUCCAACACCGUAUUUCUACUUUGGAUGCACAACCUACCGGUGCUAACGGCUCCGUUGUUGUUAUGGUUACUGGUGAACUUUUGUUGGAUGAGGAACAAAUGGCACAACGCUACAGCCAAGUUUUCCAUCUUGUGAAUAAUGGCGGUAACUACUUUGUUUUGAAUGAUCUUUUCCGUCUUAACUAUGGUUAG